ACCGACACGAACGAAGAAAACAUCAUUUCCAUUCUAAACCAAAUGAUUUUGCGAUUGAAAGUGGUCUAUUUCGUCAGUGUUUAUUAUUUGAGAUUAAUUAAUACGCUAUGAAUAAUGCUUAUAUUAUUAGUCAUUUAUUUAUAUUUUAUCUGAAGAUUAAAUGAAAUGUGCAUUAUGAAGAAGUUACAAAUAACAUUGUUUAUUUUGGGAUCAUGCGGCUUUGUCUCAUUGUUGGGGAAAGGCGGAGAGGGAAGUACGGAGUUGUCCCGCACUUUGGAUGAGCGCCCGUUGUUGUUUGCUACCCUGGGGGGUGGUAUGGUUGCCGUUGAACCUGUGGCUGGAAAUAUAAUAUGGAAACUUAAAGACGAACCAGUAGUAAAAGUACCAAAUCAGCAUGCAAACUUAAUGCCCCAAUUUCUCCCGGAUCCAAGACAUGGUUUUCUCUAUAUGUAUGGUCCCCGAGGAGAUCAGCAGAUGCUCAAGAAGCUUCCAUUCACGAUACCAGAAUUGGUAGCUAAUGCACCCUGUCGUUCCACUGAGGGCAUCUUGUAUACAGGAAAGAAAAGUGACACUUGGUUCAGGUUGGAUCCUUUGACUGGUUCAAGGGAGCAUGUAUCAGGUUUUGAUAAAUCCAAAAUAUUUAAAAGCGACGACGAAAAUACAUGUGAUCCUGAAAAAAAGAGAGGUGUUUACGUCGCUCGAACUGAAUACAACAUUCUGAUGCAUGAUUCCAAGAACUCCAAUCACAAGUGGAAUGUCACAUUUUUCGAUUAUACGUCGCAUGCUAUGGGCAAAGAAAUGUUAAAUGAUUAUGGAAUCAUACAUUUCACCUCAACGUCCAGUGGCCGAGUGAUGUCGUUUGAUAGAAAAACCGGCGACCUAGUGUGGUCUCAUAACUUCGAAACGCCAGUAGUAGCCGCCUAUUUGUUAGACAGAGAGGGUCUUAUCUCCGUACCCUUUAAUUCUAUAGGGGAUGACACCCUCGAUCAUAUUAUGGAAGAUGCCACAACUUUGAGCAAUGGACAGGGCAUCAAGAACUCUAAUAUUGAAUUGUACCCAACAUUGUAUGUUGGCGAGCAUAACCACGGCUUGUACGCCCUAUCAUCACUCGUCGACAAGAAUACCAAUACGAUAUCGACAGGUUUCACGCAACCGUUACUACUGGAAGGCCCGACCACAGACAAUGUCGCCAACACAGAAAAUUCAAAAUACGAACCCUUCACGAACAUACAUUACAAAUUAAACAACAUAAAUCUUCAUGUAUCAGCUCCAUAUUUACUCUUAGGACACUAUAAAGUACCAGAACUUACGACGUCAUGGAUGCCCCAGCUUCCAAAUAUGAAUUUGAAUACACGCGAGCCGAAAAGUGUUUCAAUAAAAUUGAUCGAUGGAAAAGUACACUCUGAUACGGAUAAGGAUGUCGAGAAUGAGACGAAUCUUAAGUCUUCUGUUAGCGUGUCUGUACAAACAGAUGAAUUUUUCGAAGGAUUUAGAUUUAGACCCGACAUGUGGUACAAACAGGCUUAUAUCUGGCUUCAUCAACAAGAAAACAAGGCGUUGAAAGUGGCGCUAAUAAUUUUGGUCGGAUUAGUCAUAACUAUGUUCUGGUACCUCCGUUAUCAGGCUCGAGAAUUCCAGCAACUGUCUCAAGGCGGAUCCCGUACCUCCAACACGUCAACCGCCUCAAAUGGGGAGGUGACUGGCCAGUUAGUGGAAGUCGGAGAUGGGGAGGUCAAGAUUGGGAGGAUUAGCUUUCACACAGACCAAGUGCUAGGGAAGGGCUGCGAGGGAACAUUUGUUUAUAGAGGAACAUUCGACAAACGCGCUGUAGCUGUGAAGCGGUUGCUACCAGAAUGUUUUACGUUCGCCGACCGCGAGGUGGCGCUACUGCGCGAGUCAGAUGCGCAUGCGCACGUCGUCCGGUACUAUUGUACAGAGAGGGAUAAGCAGUUUCGGUACAUAGCAUUAGAGCUGUGUUCAGCUACAUUGCAGGACUAUGUUGAGAAGAAGCUAAACUUCGAGUGUCGUAUAGAUGGCGUGGAGGUGUUGCGUCAGGCCGCUUUGGGACUUUCACAUUUGCAUUCCAUGGAUAUAGUGCACAGAGAUAUAAAACCCCACAACGUUCUUCUGUCAAUGCCGACGGGAACCGGCGAGGUGCGCGCCAUGAUAUCAGACUUCGGUCUUUCGAAGAAACUUAACAUCGGCCGCGUCAGUUUCUCCAGAAGGUCGGGCGUUACCGGUACUGAGGGCUGGAUUGCGCCAGAGAUGAUCAAUGGGGAGAGAACUACUACAUCCGUUGAUAUAUUUUCUUUGGGCUGCGUGUUUUACUAUGUAUUAUCAAAGGGGCAACAUCCAUUCGGUGACAUGCUCCGACGACAAGCGAAUAUACUUACCGGAGAAUACAACUUGGACCAUCUUGAUCGUGUGUUGCCGGAAGAGGAAGUGGUUCUGACCAAGAUCCUGAUCCGUGCUAUGAUAUCCCCUCGUCCCCAUGCGAGGCCGCCAUGUGAGACCGUACUCAAGUACCCCAUGUUCUGGGGAAAGCAGAGCAUACUCAACUUUUUACAGGACGUGAGCGACCAAGUGGAGAGCUGCACAACAACGACGCAACACCCGCUGGAGACGGGCGCUCGGGCGGUGCUGCGCGGGGACUGGCGCGCGCGCGUGUGCGGCGUCGUGGCCGGCGACCUGCGCGCGCGCCGCUCCUACCGCGGGGACCGCGCCGCGCACCUGCUGCGCGCCAUACGGAACAAGAAACAUCAUUACCGAGAGUUGGACCCCGAAGUGAAGGACACGCUCGGUAAAUUGCCCGAUGGUUUUGUCACCUAUUGGCUUCGAAGAUUCCCAUUGCUGCUACCCCACGUGUGGCUCCAAAUGCAGCAAUAUCGUAAUGAAGACAUUCUCCAAGCGUACUAUCCACACUCUUUUACUUUUGACAGAGAAGACGUACAAGAAUUUGAUGACAGUAAUUUUGACGAAGAAUUCCCUUCCGAAUUAGCCAAUACUGAGAUAAACGAUUUGUUCGUUAAAAGCAAAAUUUAUUACGAUGAAAACAACCCAGAUCGAUCUCCGAAACAUUACAAGAAAGAGGGGUCUCUAUAUAAACGCUUGGACUGGCGAAACGAAGCGAGACACUUCCAGUCGAGAAAAGAUGACGUCAGAUUGAGAGACCGCCAUCACUAUAAGAAGAAAGAGAAGAAACGAGAAGACAUGCCAAUUUGGACUUUACCGCCCCAGACGUAAGCACAAAAUUAUUUAGGUACAGAAUUACGUUUUGUGAUAAUUUGUGGUGAUGUUUUGUAUGUAAAUAGUGAUCGUUUUGAUCGGUAUGCCGUGCCACAACUAGGCCUAAGGAAUAAUAUUAUUGUUUUUGUUCUGUUCAUAUGGAAAAUAAUGGUAGUUAAAAAAGGGAUAUAAAAAAUUACAGCGCUAUGAAUUUACUAU
Molecule: messenger RNA, 3444 nt
Organism: Amyelois transitella
Lineage: Eukaryota; Metazoa; Arthropoda; Insecta; Lepidoptera; Pyralidae
Gene: Ire1
Product: serine/threonine-protein kinase/endoribonuclease IRE1
Exons: 14
Coding region: 166-3243 (1025 amino acids)
Biological process (GO): mRNA processing; IRE1-mediated unfolded protein response; intrinsic apoptotic signaling pathway in response to endoplasmic reticulum stress
Cellular component (GO): IRE1-TRAF2-ASK1 complex
Molecular function (GO): RNA endonuclease activity; ATP binding; protein serine/threonine kinase activity
Source: RefSeq, a predicted model, not a curated record